Messenger RNA from Cyphomyrmex costatus, 3974 nucleotides. Its product is annotated as carbohydrate sulfotransferase 5. Gene Ontology annotation, molecular function: N-acetylglucosamine 6-O-sulfotransferase activity. The record is from RefSeq and is a predicted model, not a curated record. The transcript has 8 exons. NCBI's taxonomy places the organism in Eukaryota, Metazoa, Arthropoda, Insecta, Hymenoptera, Formicidae. Bases 715 to 1962 code for a protein of 415 amino acids. Gene Ontology annotation, biological process: sulfur compound metabolic process; N-acetylglucosamine metabolic process.
CAUACAUGUAUAAAUCUUUCAGAAUAUUAAUCAAAAUAAGGAAAAAACACCGUCUAAUAUACAUCAGCUGGAAUUAAUUAAUUCUUUGGCAGUGCGCUUUUGCUUUCAGAAACGAAUGAAAACAUUCGGCUUCGGAAGGUUCGUAGCAAGCAUUGUGUUUGCACUUUAGCUCUUCACUUUCUUUCUCUUCAAUGAUCGAAUAUAUCAUUAUAUUUGAAGUAGAAAAAUUUUUCGAGCAACACGAACAGACUGUUGAAACAGGAAGAGUGUAGGGAGUGCAGUGUCGAACUUGGGACCCUCGUUUAGUACUGUUUGUUUAGUACAUGUUCUGUGCUGCUACACUCUACAGCGGACUGAGCGAACUCUGCAUUGCUCUGCAGACUGCGUGAGAUUGCGCACCACGGCGCACCACGGCGCACUAUUGGCGACUACUGGUACAAGCCGCAAUACGGGCUCUGCCGUUCGUUUACUCUCGACGCGUCCGGCCCGACCGCGUCCUCGUUAGUAAGCCACGAGCGUCGUUGGCCGACGCGAUGAACGUCGUCGUCACUCUCCACCGGCAGCGCGUUAUCCACCGCGUCCUCGAGGCGGCCCGCGGCUCAUCGCUGCGACUCCCGUUGUCACUCCAGCGUCGUGAUUGAAUUGAACUGGCCGAAUGUACGGCAGCGAGUGCACGAGCACGAUUCCGAGUUGCUGCGCUUUCUAGGAUUAAGGAUGUCGAAGCGGCUGAGUUUCUAUUGUCUGGUAGCCCUGGCGUCCGUCUGCAUCUUCUUCCUAGCGUUUAACCAGCGCUACAGCAGCUACCUUGAGCAUCGACUGCAACCGGUGAUAUCGGAUGUUGAGAUAAGGCCGCGGACCACCAAAAUCCAAGAGCCGGUAACGGUGAGCCAGGCGUACAUUACGGGAUUCGCGGACAAUGCUACGAUCACUGAAAUUCAGGAGGUGGUUGACCAACAAAGAAAAACGAUUAAAAGAGAAAUGGAAAAUUAUGAAUAUCCAAAUGGAAAAUAUGGAAUAAAUGUGAGCAAACUUGAAGAUCUAGUGAUGGAGAAGGGUGGUAGACCCAUGAGAAGCAUAAUUCUGACGAGUUGGAGAAGUGGUAGCACGUUCCUUGGUGAUGUGGUGAACGCGCAUCCGGCCAAUUUUUACCAUUACGAACCGCUGCUCGACUAUGGAAUCGUGCAAAUCCGAGGAUCGCCACUUGCCGAAGAAUCUUUAACAAGGAUACUCUCUCUGCUGAAUUGUGAAUACAAGGAGCUCGAUCGCUACCUGGAUUAUGGGAAGACUCAUCCUUGGGUAUUUAAUCACAAUACGCAUUUAUGGCGACAAUGCCAAGCGCAUAAACGCAUUUGCUGGGAUUCGCGUUUCGUCUCCAAGUUUUGCCGACUCUUUCCAUUCCAAUCGAUGAAGCUUGUGCGAUUGAGGUUGCAUGCGGUAGAGAGUCUUUUGGCCGAAGAAGAUCUAGGUGUACGAUUAGUUCUACUCAUUCGUGAUCCGAGAGGCAUUCUGCAAUCCAGAAAACAUAGGGAAUGGUGUCCUGCUAAACCAGAUUGUUCUGAUCCUGCUUUGGUCUGCGCGGACAUGGUAUCGGACUUCAGCUCGGCGGUAGAACUGUCGAAAAGAUACCCCCAUUCUUUCAGAGUAGUACGUUACGAGGACCUAUCUGUGGAUCCCUACAAGCACGUGCAGGAGCUUUACAAUUUUUACGGUUUGAACUUUCACAUAAACGUGAAGAAAUUCCUGGACACGCAUACGAAGAAUGAUGUAGGCGGUGUAUCAAGUACUUUUCGGAAUUCCAAGGUCGCGCCAUUUCACUGGAGGACCGACUUAGACUUCGAAGAGGUUCGCGAAAUACAAAGAGUAUGCGCUACCGCUAUGCGAUUGUGGGGAUAUGUGAUGGCCUUAAAUUCCACUCACCAAAAAGACUUCGAUCCUAUCACAAAUUACCGGCUCCAGUUAUGACAACUGGCAGACGACAUGCUCAAUGUAGAUAUGAUGUAUAGUAUAUCGGUAUAACGAACGGCAGCGGUCAGAAAUGUCGUAGUUCAUAUAGAUAUUCUGCGAAAGAUGCUAGCGGUCACUCAGGAAGAUAGCCAUGUAUGUAAGGAAUGAAUGUCGAUUCAUUUGAAAGAAAAAUUUAGGAAUUUAGCUUUGCAAUGAUAAGGUUUAUAGAGACAACAGGUUUCUACUUCUUUGAAGGGACGGAAACAAGAUACGUUCGUAAUUUUAUAUUGUAACAUGAUCUAAAUCACAGGGUGUUAGAGUAAAAUCCUGAGAGCUUGACAUAAAUUAUGUCUAACCAUAUCGAUGCGAACGCAGAUGCAUUCAAAACAUUUCUAAAUAUUAUGAAUAUUUUAGGAGAGAGAAAGGGUCUUUGUGUCUAAUGAAUCAAUAUAUUCAUUAAUAUUACUUGUAAUUGUAGAUAGUUUGUAAAGAGAGAUUUAUAAUGGUCAUUACACCGUAUCUUUUUACAUCUUCAAGAAGUACUCCACUAUAAGAAAAUGAAAUUUUUAUAUCGAUUACGGAACACACAAAGUGCACUCACUUCUUCUUGGAUUCAUACAAAGUUAUUGUUAAAAACAAGACGACCAAAUUUAAUUUUUUAACUUACUGAUCAAUAGCUACGUUCAGCAAAGAAAGCGACUAUGCAACUGUAAAAUUUGUUUAAUGAGAUCGAUCUUGCUUUUAGUUCCUCAUUAGAGAUCUAAAUAUAUAAAUCAUAUUAAAGAAUCUCAUAUAAAAUAUAUAAUUAUGUUAAAGAAUCUCACAACAGUUGCAAAGCUGCGUUUUCUACUAAUGCAGCCAUUGACACACGACAGUACUACAUUAUGAACGUAAAAAUACAUUCAUAGUAUGGAAGAAUAUUUAUAUCUAAUAAGGAAUGUAUCAUGUUUGAAAAGAAUUCAGCUAUAAAUUGUGAACGAAAAUUGAAUCUCGUAACGUUAGAAUAUCGUAUCUUAUAAUAUCAUCAACAGUGUUGGGAAUUUAUUUCUGCGCCGUCUGAUGGAAAAUUUCUACCAAUGUUCAAUGUGUAUGUGUACGGAGAGAGAAGUACGAAUGCAAUAUCAAUUAGCUCGCUCAUUCUAUGGAACACUUGAUCUUAUCUUUUGUUCAUGUGGUGAUCACAACAUUUGAGAAAACAAUCACAGGCGGUGUCAAGGACGAGAGCACGAGUUUCCAUUCUACCGGCCUUCGAUGCGGCAGGCGACGAAUUAUUGCAGAAGUACAUAGACUCGACCAACUUACUCACAAGCGCGUGUGAUUUUUAUAAUGUACGAUAUGUACGACGUAGUCGUAAUGGCACUGCACACUUUAGAUACAAGAUAGAGGUAUUACCGUGAGCUGUUCGUUGACGAUUUAGAAUAAGAAUACUUUUUUGAAUCUUUACACGCUACAUAUAUAUUGAUUAUCUGGAGCAGCCUAACUGGCUGACACACCCUCUGUUAUGUAUUAUAGUAUAUUUACGUUAUAUAUUAUAUAUAAUUUAGAGAUUGUAUUCCUCGCGUCCUUGUGUUAUGCACCGAGCGCUAAAUUAUUAUCAGCUCUCUGUGAUCGAUCAGACCUUACCACGCGUUCACUUAAAGUAGGAUCGAUUUUAAUAAGCGUAUAUCACACGUAUUAAAUAUUAUACAUAAGAAUUUGGAUAAUUUGGGAAACGAGAUAUUACGAUCCGGUUCCCUUUUGUUUUAUUUGGAGGACAGUUUUAUUCGCCAAAAUCUUGAUCCUAAUUAUUAUUUACAUCGUUGCAAUAUCUCGCAUUAAACGAAAAUUAACGAAGUAAAUGUAAUGUUUCUCACAUCGUACAUACAUACGGAUGAGAUAGCAUUGCGUACGACAUUGACGAGUCAUCGACGCGAUUGCUAAUACAAAUUUGCAAUAUCUUGGUGCAAUCUCACGCCAUUAACACUAUUUCUCGUGGAAUAGGUAUCUAGUCCAAGAGGAACGCGUAUUUCUUUGCAUUUUGUACCUUAGAU